Fusarium oxysporum Fo47 is the source of this 3681-nucleotide messenger RNA. RefSeq lists its product as uncharacterized. NCBI's taxonomy places the organism in Eukaryota, Fungi, Ascomycota, Sordariomycetes, Hypocreales, Nectriaceae. The record is from RefSeq and is a predicted model, not a curated record. The transcript is spliced from 4 exons. Bases 281 to 3547 code for a protein of 1088 amino acids. Gene Ontology annotation, molecular function: phosphopantetheine binding.
AUCAAGAUGGUGUAGAUCCAAGGCUUGUCUUGUCAGGAUUCCUCGGUUUACAGUGGGGGCUCAGUUUCGUGUUGACUGCCGUGCUAGCCCCUGGUCGCCAUUUUAGUGUCCGUUACGGGCCGUAAGGUUGCAAUCGGACCUUUAGUAGAAUCUCCAGAGAUAUCUCCGGGAGGACAACGUUCGCCUCAGCAGCAGACGGCAGGUAUAAAGACAACCUUCUCGCAGCUGCUAAAGAUAUGGUCUAUCACUACUUCGCAAUCAAUUACUACAGAACUAUCCAAUGGCGGAAGCAACACAAAAUAUUGAACACUUUGAUGCUCUCGCCUCAAAUGGCGCUGGACACUUGCAAUCUUCAGCACCAAAACAUGACGACGAGACAAACAGGCAAACCCACAGUGACGCCAACAAUACUCCAGCUUCGAACUCCCAGCAUCGUGCCGUAAUCAGCCUCAUUGAAAAUAUCGCGUCCAAAGACCCUACACGCCCAUUCACCUAUAUCCCCGUAUCAUCCGAUCCUAAGGAUGGCUGGAAGGCCGUCACAUUCGAGCAACUCGCACACGCCAUUGACUAUUUGGCCCACAACAUCUCAAAGUCCACCGUCAACUCGAACAAUGAGUUCCCUACAGUGGCCUAUAUUGGCCCCAACGAUGUGCGAUACCCUAUGAUGUUACUGGCUUGUAUCAAGUCUAGCUGCAAGGCACUCUUCAUCUCUCCCCGCAAUACGACUGCUGUUCAACUGUCGCUAUUUGAGGCAACGGACUGCGAUAGCCUUUACUAUGCUGAGUCGUUUCAAUCAAUUAUGAAGCCAUGCCUCGACCGGCGAACAAUAGAAGCUGUCACGAUUGACAGUGUCGACCACUUACUUGGCGUUACUCCAACCCGAUUUCCAUACAGCAGAUCCGCCGAGCAGGCUAGAUGGGACCCUCUGGUUGUUCUGCAUACCAGUGGCUCAACAGGAAUCCCGAAGCCAAUCAUUGUGCGACAAGGGAUACUCUCUGCAUUUGACACUUUACAGAAAUUGCCCAAGUACCAAGACUCUACUUUUAUUUUCUCGGAGUGGGCAAAGCGAGCGAGCAGGAUCUUUAUUGCCAUGCCUAUGUUUCAUGCUGCAGGAUCUUACUCGACAAUAGCCUCAAUAUAUCUUGGCCUUCCUACAGCCAUGCCACUUCCAAACAAGCCUAUGAGUGUUGAUACCGCAUUGGACUGUCUGACACAUGCUGGUGUCGAUGGUGCCUUGCUGCCUCCUUCCAUCGUUGAGGGGCUCUCAGCAUCAGAAGAGGGCGUUGACGUUCUGACAAAGCUUUCUUUCGUAGCAUUUGCAGGUGGAAAUCUCUCGCCUGUGGCAGGCAACAAUCUUGUGGAAAGAGGUGCCAUCUUGAACAACCUCAUUGCAUCGACUGAAUUCUUUCCCUACGCGUCAUACUUUCCUACCGAUCCAAAGCUUUGGCAAUACUUCAUUUUCGACAGCCAAGUUAUGGGAAUUAACUGGCGUCCAUAUAGUUCAGAUGGGUAUGAACUUGUCGUUCGCCGCAACGACCCUGUGGACCCUGGUGUUCAGUCGUGCUUCUACACUUUCCCUGAAUUAUCUGAGUGGUCCACCAAGGACAUCUUCCAACCUCACCCUACGCUCAAGGAUCACUGGUUAUACAAAUGUCGCGCCGACGACGUUAUUGUAUUCUCUAACGGCGAGAAACUGAACCCUGUUUCUAUCGAGGCUCGUGUGACUGGACAUCCUUUGGUCAAAGGAGCCAUUGUCGUUGGGCAAGACAAGUUCCAAGCAGCCCUCAUCCUUGAGCCCGUUCCCGAUGCCCUACCCAAGAAUGACACGGAAGCCAAGCAAUAUAUCGAAAGCGUAUGGCCGUUGAUCGAGAAAGCAAACGCGGAAACAGUAGGACAUGGCCGAAUUGCUAGAAACUUUGUGACUGUUGCAGACCCAGCAUUGCCCUUUCUCCGCGCUGGAAAGGGCACUGUGCAACGAGCCAGUACUCUCAAACUGUACCGUGACUUUAUUGAGUCGCUAUAUGAGAAAGCCGAUGCACCUUGUGAGGGAAAUGCUCCCAUCGACCUGGAUUUUGGUGAUGGGCAAGCCUUCACACAAUUUAUCAUUCAUCUCUUCCAAGACAAGCUCGGAGUUGAUGGGCUUGAGCCGAAUACAGACUUCUUCUCGGCGGGAGUUGACUCAUUGCAAGUGAUGACAGCAUCAAACUUGCUGAAGUUUGCACUGCAGGGAGCAGGCGUUGAUGCUACGACGAUUACACCCCGAGUUAUCUAUCGGUAUCCGACACCGAAAGACUUGGCCGCCUACAUUCUUUCCAUCCAAAACGGAUCUGCCGACCAGGAUGAAGAGGCCAAAGAAGUCAAAGAAACCGAGCGACUUGUUUCAAAGUACACUGAGAACUUGCCCAAACCGAGGACUGGGAAGCAAGAGCCAUCGAGUACCGACCAGACCAUCGUGAUCACAGGAACAACCGGCUCUCUGGGAGCUUACAUGCUUGACAGAGUGUGCAAGCUGCCUUCGGUGAAGAAGGUCAUCGCGCUCAACCGAGGCGAGGAUGGUGGUCUUUCUCGUCAGCCUUCUGUGAGCGAGUCUCGUGGCCUAGCAACUGAUUUCUCCAAAGUCGAAUUUCUGCAAUCUAAUCUAUCUCUUCCUGAUCUCGGCCUAGGCCAGCCUAGAUACAACGCCCUUCUUGCCAGCGUCGAUCGUAUCAUUCAUAACGCCUGGCCCGUGAACUUCAAUAUCAGCGUGUCCUCCUUCGAGAGCUCCAUCUGCGGUGUUCGUCAUCUAGUAGACUUCUCUUCUACGGCGGCUAAGAGCGUACCUAUUAUUUUCAUUUCAAGCAUCGGUGUUGCAGAUGGAUGGUCGUCUUCUGAUAGUGUGCCUGAACAAGCACUACAUGAUAUGAGUCUGCCACAGAUGGGUUAUGGGCGCUCUAAGCUUGCAGGAAGUCUCAUCCUGGAUGCUGCAGCAGAGAAGUCUGGAGUUCCCACUGCUUCGGUGAGAGUCGGUCAGAUUGCAGGCCCACGAGGAGAAAAGGGCAUAUGGAAUCGUCAGGAGUUUAUUCCGAGUCUUAUUGCAAGCUCGGUGUAUCUGGGAGCUCUGCCAAAUCACCUCGGAACACAGCAAGAAGUCACUUGGACUCCCGUUGAGGAUAUUGCCGGGCUCAUUCUCGAUAUUGCCGGUGUCACCGCUCCGAAGCCUGUCUCUGAGAUUUCAGGAUACUUCCAUGGAGUUAACCCGACGGCUGUAGACUGGUCUAAGCUAGCCCCUGCCGUGAAAGACUUUUAUGGAGACCGGAUGAAGAUUGUGAGCUUGGAAGACUGGGUCGAGAGACUGGAAGCCAGUGAAAAGGAGAAGGAUAUGGCAGUUGAGAAGAACCCUGGUGUUAAGCUUCUUGACACAUAUCGUGCCUUAUUGGAGGCAAAGAAGCAGGGUCAGACUAUGAGGUUCUCGAUGAAUAAGACCCAAAGCCACAGCCCAACCAUCAGGGAGGCUGGACCCAUCACCUCAGAGCUAAUGAGGAACUGGUGCCGCCAAUGGGGCUACUAGUCAAGGGUUGCGACAGAGGCUGUUGUGUGAUUCGUUGCUGCUUGAUAUUCGCAAAUCUUUUAUGAAGGUUAAUUUGUCUUCAGCGUUGUUAGCCAUCUAUAGAUAGAACUUUAAAUCAAGAUCAUGCAAUUGUA